AUGGGAAAUUCGUGUGACAAAGGUAAUCUAGACAAACAUGAACAAGGUGAAGAAGGUAGUCAAAUCAGUCUGAGUUCUGAUUGUGAAAUCAAAUCAAAUAAUGAUUUAGACAAAGAGAAUUCACAAUCUGUAUGGUUUCGUGCACAAAAACAUAUUGUUGGUCAAGUCCUACAAAAUGAACAGUCUAUCAAAUCAACAUUCGGUGAAAGUGCCUACGAAUUACUUAAAGCUUUAUAUGCUUUAAUGAAAUUACAUAUGAAUUCUGAAACAAAUGUAGAACAAGUAUACAGUCAUCUGAUUAAAACAAUCGGUAAAAUUGUCUUGAUAUCACAACAACAAAAUUUAACUGAUAAGGAUUAUAAAAAUAUAUAUGAAAUUAUUGAGAAAAGUCGUAAAAUCGUUCUUACAGUAAUAGGCUUUGCACAAACUGAUUAUACUUAUAAUUAUAAUUUUCUUAAAGAACAAUUAGAUAAUUGUAAAGAUUUAGUAUAUCAAGCUGUUUCCCCAUAUUUAAGUCAAAAAUCCAUUGAACGUAUUAACUUUGUAUUUCAUGCAUUGAGUUCUAAUGAAUUUCUUGAUUCUGUAUAUGAUCAAACAGUUGGUGAAACAAAGAAGGUGUGUCUUCGUAAUUUAGUUGACUGUUUAACUUCAUUUAUGAAACGAGACAAAUAG
Molecule: messenger RNA, 672 nt
Organism: Schistosoma turkestanicum
Lineage: Eukaryota; Metazoa; Platyhelminthes; Trematoda; Strigeidida; Schistosomatidae
Source: the annotation of a GenBank genome assembly